AUUUGGGGGCUUUUACAAACAUCUGUUUCCAAAUAAGGAUGUUUCAGACGGUACCAGAUACUUCGUCUUACGUCAAGGUAAGACUUGACAGCAUCUUUAAACAGGAGGCUCUCUCGGUGGUGAGUGAAGAUCAGUCCCUUUUUGAUUCCACCUACGGAGCUGCUGCUCACCUCCCCAAAGCAGACAUGACGGCCUCAGGGAACCCCGAUUAUGGCCAGCCGCACAAAAUCAACCCGUUACCUCCCCAGCAGGAGUGGAUCAACCAGCCGGUCCGGGUGAAUGUGAAGAGGGAAUAUGAUCACAUUAACGGAUCCAGGGAAUCUCCGGUGGACUGCAGCGUUAGCAAAUGCAACAAGUUGGUUGCUGCGGGGACAGAGUCCAACCCCUUGAGUUAUGGCACCUACAUGGAUGAAAAGAACGGCCCUCCUCCCCCCAACAUGACAACCAAUGAAAGGAGAGUCAUCGUCCCAGCAGAUCCCACAUUAUGGACCCAGGAACAUGUCCACCAGUGGCUGGAGUGGGCCAUAAAAGAAUACGGUUUGAUGGAGAUUGACACCAACCUUUUCCAAAACAUGGAUGGCAAGGAGCUGUGCAAAAUGAAUAAGGAUGAUUUCCUCCGGGCCACCUCUCUCUACAACACAGAAGUCCUGCUGUCUCACCUCAGUUACCUCAGGGAAAGUAGCUCAUUGUUGUCCUACAACACACCAGCCCACACAGAGCCUUCCUCACGACUCAGUACCAAAGAAGAUGCCUCUUACGAUGCUGUCAGGAGAUCGGGAUGGGGCAACAACAUGAAUUCCAGCCACAACAAAAGUCCACCAUUAGGAGGGACACAAAAUGUGAGCAAAAACCCAGAGCAGCAGCGGCCUCAGCCAGACCCUUACCAGAUUUUAGGACCAACCAGCAGCCGUUUAGCUAACCCAGGGAGCGGACAGAUCCAGCUAUGGCAGUUUCUACUAGAGUUACUGUCGGACAGCUCCAACGCCAGCUGCAUCACAUGGGAAGGAACGAAUGGGGAAUUCAAGAUGACUGACCCCGAUGAGGUGGCCAGGCGUUGGGGAGAACGCAAGAGCAAGCCCAACAUGAAUUAUGACAAGCUGAGCCGAGCCCUCCGAUACUACUACGACAAGAACAUCAUGACCAAAGUACACGGCAAGAGGUACGCCUAUAAAUUUGACUUUCACGGCAUUGCUCAAGCUCUUCAGCCUCACCCGACUGAGUCGUCGAUGUACAAGUAUCCAUCGGAUCUGCCUUACAUGCCUUCAUAUCACGCGCACCAGCAGAAAGUGAACUUUGUGCCUCCACAUCCUUCCUCUAUGCCCGUCACUUCCUCCAGUUUCUUUGGAGCUGCGUCGCCAUAUUGGACUUCCCCCACGGGAAGCAUAUACCCAAAUCCCAACGUACCGCGUCAUCCAAACUCCCAUAUGCCAUCACACUUAGGCAGCUACUACUAGUUGCUGUUCACCUUCUGUGGCCUUUCUCAGUCCAAUUGGAUGUUCUCUUCCCUUUUUGGAUAGAUCUAUGGACUUCUUGGUGGACUUCCAUCUUUUUGUCGGGGAGAAUAGCUGAAAAACUGGAUAUUAUUAUUUUUAUUAUUAUUAUUAAUAUUGGAGUAAACCCUUUUUUUAUUUUUGUAACUCUGCUUCUUCAGUCUCGAACGGGCAGAUGGAUUUCCUGAUGGGCCAGUAUUAUAUAUAAUUACAUAUUCUAUUUUGGUUCCAAGCCUUAUAGCCUCUAUUGGACCAAGUCGAGUGCUUUACGGAUCUGUGGUGGUGAUCAUCACUCCAGCUCUCAACAAAUGAUGGGAAGCACAGUCAAAGUCAAGGGAAAUAAAGAGACCCAAGGGUCUUAAGAAGAUUAAUGUUUGUUCACCCCAGACAAAAUGGCAAAUAUUUUUUCCGGUUUGGGGGAAGCAGAAGGAAGAUCCAAACGUUGUCUGGAGAGGACCUGGUUUGGUGGAUCCAACUGGAAGCUAAGCAUUUGAAGCCAGUGAAGGCUCGUUCACCCAACUGGAAAAAAAAAAGAAAUACAUAUAUAUAAAUAUAUUCAUAUAAAUAAAUACGUAUAUUUUAAGACUAUUAAGGGCAUUGAAGGGACUUGUCAAGAGCAUUGUGCUAUGUUGUGUGUGUGACACACAACUCCAGGAACAUCCAAGACCAAGGCGGGGUGGGAAAUCACAAUGCAUCAAGGGCAGAUAUUCUUAAGAAUGCAAAAUAGGACUCGAAUACAUGACAGCUGCUCCCAACGCUUGGCUUCAGUGCCGGGAGUCGCAAAAACACAACCGAUUCACGAACGCUGUGCGUUUGUCAGACAGCCACUCAGAGGGUCAACCGAACCAGAAGGCAGUUUACUGUAUAAAUUAUGCAGAGUUAUGUUUUUACCUAUAUCUCACAGUGUUAGGAAAAAGAUUAAAAAAUGAAACGAGUUGACCUCGGUCACAAAUGCAAGUUGUUUGGUUUUUUGGGGAUUUUUUUUUUUACUAUCAGAUCCGUUGUUGGUUUUUUAAAAUUUAAUUUGUACAUCUUUUCUAUCUGUACAUUUGGGUUUCAGCUUUGUAAUUUUUUUGCUAAAAAAUAAAAGAUUUUAAAAAAAGGAAAA
Molecule: messenger RNA, 2598 nt
Organism: Heteronotia binoei (common prickly gecko)
Lineage: Eukaryota; Metazoa; Chordata; Lepidosauria; Squamata; Gekkonidae
Gene: FLI1
Product: Fli-1 proto-oncogene, ETS transcription factor
Exons: 9
Coding region: 39-1454 (471 amino acids)
Biological process (GO): regulation of transcription by RNA polymerase II; cell differentiation
Cellular component (GO): nucleus
Molecular function (GO): sequence-specific DNA binding; DNA-binding transcription factor activity, RNA polymerase II-specific
Source: RefSeq, a predicted model, not a curated record